Spea bombifrons (plains spadefoot toad) is the source of this 3355-nucleotide messenger RNA. RefSeq names its product lysine acetyltransferase 2B (gene KAT2B). NCBI's taxonomy places the organism in Eukaryota, Metazoa, Chordata, Amphibia, Anura, Pelobatidae. Gene Ontology annotation, molecular function: histone H3 acetyltransferase activity; protein binding. The record is from RefSeq and is a predicted model, not a curated record. The transcript is spliced from 18 exons. Bases 63 to 2528 code for a protein of 821 amino acids. Gene Ontology annotation, biological process: positive regulation of transcription by RNA polymerase II; chromatin remodeling. Gene Ontology annotation, cellular component: histone acetyltransferase complex; nucleus.
GUGCACCGGAGGAGGAGAAGGAGGGGAUUCCUCCUCCCCGGGCUGGGUCCAGGGCUGCUGCAAUGUCGGAGGCAGCUGCGGGAGGAGGCACUGGCGGAGGCUCCAUGGUGUGUGCGGUCGCAGCGGGGAACGCGGCACCCCAGGGAUCCCCGGUUGUGGCGGGCUCCGCUGCCGGAGGAACAGCAGCAGCAACAGCAGCAGCCCGGGGAGCUGAGAGCCCGGUCGGGGGAGGUGCUGCGGCUGCACCGCUCAGGAUCGCUGCCAAGAAGGGGCAGCUGCGCUUAGCACCCCGGGCAAAGAAACUGGAGAAACUCGGAGUGUACUCUGCAUGCAAGGCAGAUGAAACCUGCAAGUGCAAUGGCUGGAAAAACCCUAACCCUCCACCUACACCACCUCGGUUGGACCUUCAGCAGACAGUGGUUAGUCUCACUGAGCCAUGUCGUAGCUGUUCUCACCCACUUGCUGCACACGUGUCACAUUUAGAGAAUGUGUCAGAAGAAGAAAUGAACAGGCUUUUGGGAAUUGUGUUAGAUGUGGAAUAUCUCUUCACUUGUGUGCACAAAGAAGAGGAUGCCGAUACCAAACAAGUGUAUUUCUACCUAUUUAAGCUUUUGAGGAAGUGUAUUCUACAGAUGGGUAAGCCUGUAGUGGAUGGAUCAUUAGAAAGCCCUCCAUUUGAAAAGCCAAGUAUAGAACAGGGUGUGAAUAAUUUUGUGCAGUAUAAAUUUAGCCACCUACCAUCAAAAGAAAGACAAACUAUUAAUGAGCUGGCAAAAAUGUUUCUGAAUCGCAUUAACUACUGGCAUCUGGAAACUCCCUCGCAAAGAAAACUGAGAUCACCCACUGAAGAUAUUGCAGAAUACAAAGUAAAUUAUACAAGGUGGCUCUGUUACUGUAAUGUCCCGCAGUUUUGUGACAGCUUACAUCGGUAUGAAACAACGCAGGUGUUUGGGCGCACCCUGCUGCGCUCUGUUUUUACAGUUAUGAGACGUCAGUUACUGGAGCAAGCCCGACAGGAAAAAGACAAACUUCCACAGGAGAAGCGGACACUUAUACUGACCCAUUUCCCAAAAUUCUUGUCUAUGUUAGAGGAAGAGGUUUAUAGUUCAAAUUCUCCAAUAUGGGAUGAGGAUUUCAUGUCAUCAUCUUCUCGAAAUAAUGAGCUUGGAAUCCAAGCAGUUAUCAGUACACCUCCUGUCGCAAGAUCUGUUGCCUACGUAGCCAGCCCCUUAUCCUUGGAACAGUCCAGCACUGGAAGUUUGAGCCCAUCUGGUAAACCCCCUGGAAGCCAAGAGACAAGCAUUGGUGACAAAAGAAAAAAUAAUGAACCGUUUAGUGGGGAAGAUCCUAAGAAGCCAAGGGUUGUAGGAGACAUUCCUAUUGAACUGAUCAAUGAAGUCAUGUCCACAAUAACAGACCCGGCUGCCAUGUUGGGUCCGGAGACUAGCUUCUUGUCUGCUAUUUCGGCCAGAGACGAGGCAGCCAGACUGGAGGAACGCAGAGGAGUCAUAGAGUUCCAUGUGGUUGGGAACUCACUAAGCCAGAAACCAAACAAAAAGAUAAUGAUUUGGCUUGUUGGCCUCCAAAAUGUUUUCUCACAUCAGCUGCCUAGGAUGCCUAAAGAAUACAUUACACGUCUUGUCUUUGAUCCGAAGCACAAAACUCUUGCUUUAAUCAAGGAUGGACGAGUAAUUGGUGGCAUAUGUUUCCGAAUGUUUCCAAGCCAAGGCUUUACCGAGAUUGUCUUUUGUGCAGUUACUUCAAAUGAGCAAGUUAAGGGCUAUGGUACUCAUUUAAUGAAUCAUUUGAAGGAAUAUCACAUUAAACAUAAUGUUUUGAAUUUCCUGACUUAUGCAGACGAAUAUGCAAUAGGUUAUUUCAAGAAACAGGGCUUUUCCAAAGACAUAAAAGUACCCAAGGCGCGUUAUGUUGGCUAUAUUAAGGAUUAUGAAGGUGCUACUUUAAUGGGGUGUGAAUUAAAUCCCAGGAUUCCUUAUACAGAGUUUUCGGUCAUCAUCAAGAAACAAAAAGAGAUUAUCAAAAAAAUGAUUGAAAGAAAACAAGCACAAAUAAGAAAGGUGUAUCCUGGGCUUUCCUGCUUUAAGGAAGGAGUAAGACAGAUUCCCAUUGAAAGCAUUCCUGGAAUUCGAGAGACAGGGUGGAAACCAAGUAUAAAAGACAGAAGUAAAGAGCCAAAAGAUCCGGAUCAGCUGUAUAAUACUUUAAAAAACAUACUACAGCAGGUGAAGAGCCAUCAAAGUGCCUGGCCCUUUAUGGAACCUGUGAAAAGAACAGAAGCACCUGGAUAUUAUGAAGUCAUACGCUUUCCCAUGGAUCUGAAAACCAUGAGUGAAAGAGUGAAGAACAGGUAUUACGUAACAAAGAAACUGUUCAUGGCGGAUCUACAGAGGAUUUUUACAAACUGCAGGGAAUACAACCCUCCCGAAAGUGAAUAUUUUAAAUGUGCAAACAUUCUUGAGAAGUUUUUCUAUACGAAAAUUAAGGAGGCUGGACUCAUUGAUAAAUAAGCAGAAAUUCAAGGUGCCUCAUAUCACUGGCUUGCCUACUAUUUGCACUUCAUCUGUAACCCAGCAUUCAUUUUUUUUAGAAACCUGCAAAUCAUCAUCUUGGUUGUUGAUCUGUGUUUUUAUUUUUAUAUUUUAUAGCAAAUGGUGCUUUGAAAUCUGUAGAUAUUACACCACAUGACAUUUGGAUAAGAAGUUGUAUAUAUUUUGAAGAACAUAUUUUGUAUAAUAGUGUAAAAAACACAGAGUGUAAACCACUAACAUUAUAACACGGGGCAAAAAGCUAGAUUAUAGUUUUGCUUAUGCCGGACAUAAGUUAAAUCGUAAUCGGAUAUUAACAUAAAUACAAAGACACUAAUGCUUGUCUUAGAGAUAUCUGCCUAUUAACAUGACAUUUUAAUGGAUAGUUUAAAUAUACACUGCCCAUGGUAUUAGUACUGUUACCAUACCAGAAAAGCUAAAAUAUGUUUUGUUAUUAUUUUAUUAAGCAUAAGAGUUUAGUAUACUGUAUAUUUCUAUUUAAAUAGAGAUUUAAUAUAAAAACGACUUAAGGUCAAUUUUCCAAGCUAUAAUGUUUUAUGUUUCUUCAAUUUAGCUUUAUACUUCAAAGAUUAAAGUAUUAUAUCAAACAAAAAAAAAAUAAGUUUGAAGUACUUUUCAUAGAUUUAUACACUGUGAUACGGUCCAUUUAAAAAAAAAAAAUUACCAAUGGAUUGUGACAGUUUAGUAUACAAACAUAUUUAUGUGUAAUCAAGGCUUCAAUUUUAUAUGUAGUGUUAUAAUUUCCCAUAGUCAAAAUCCAUGUACAUAUGUUGAUUACUAAAGCAAAA